AUGCCUGGAAACACCUUCCCCGGUCGAUUGGGCACAAACAACCCCUUCGGCAUCACUGGUAGCGGUGAGAAUGAGCAGGGAGGCGCCGGUGGCAUCUCCAGAGUCGUAGAGGAGGAUGAGAAUGACACCAUUGCAUCGCCCACCACCCCGAACUUUAACGGAGCCUUUGGAGGCACCUUUGGUGGGGAUGGAACUGAGGGACCACCGUCCUCCUACAAAGGAACCAGUGGCGAGGGAUUUCCUGCGCACUAUGGGAUGGGACGGCGUACUUCGGUCUCGGCAGAAUCGCUCAAUCCUACAGCCUCGUCGAAUGACAGUUGGACCCCUCCCUUCCAUCCGAAGACUCCAGAUCAGGUAGCCCGGUUGAAGAAGUCCAUCUCGGGAAACUUCCUGUUCAGUCAUUUGGAUGACGAGCAGAGCAGCCAAGUCCUGGGUGCGAUGGUAGAGAAGCCCAUUCCGGCAAAGGGUAUUAAGGUGAUCACUCAAGGUGACCAAGGUGAUUUCUUCUACGUGGUUGAAAAGGGGUCCUUUGAUGUCUACGUCAAUUCCUCUGGUACCUUGCAACCAGGUGCAUCUGGCCUCGGUGACAAGGUAGCGACGAUCGAGCCAGGUGGAUCCUUUGGUGAGCUGGCUCUCAUGUACAACUCCCCAAGAGCUGCGACAGUCGUCUCUGCGGAACCCGGUUGCACCUUGUGGGCCCUUGACCGCAUCACCUUCCGACGCAUUCUCAUGGACUCAACGUUUCAACGUCGUCGCCUCUAUGAAAGCUUUUUGGAAGAAGUACCCCUCCUCUCCACACUCACUCGCUACGAACGAUCUAAGAUCGCCGAUGCCUUGGAGAUGCAGAAAUACCCUGCUGGAACCACGAUCAUCAAGGAGGGCGAUGCUGGAGAGGCCUUUUACCUCUUGGAGAGUGGUGAGGCCGAAGCAUACAAGGCUGGUACAGAACAUCCUGUGAAGCACUAUACGAAGGGUGAUUACUUUGGUGAGUUGGCCUUGUUGAACGACGCCCCGCGCGCUGCGAGCGUGAUCAGCAAGACCGAAGUUAAAGUGGCCACGCUGGGAAAGGAUGGGUUUCAGAGAUUGCUGGGUCCUGUUGAGAGCAUUAUGAGAAGAACAAAAUACGAGACAAGCCCAGAAACGGCUCCAAUCGGUCCAUAG
This is a messenger RNA of Amorphotheca resinae ATCC 22711, 1161 nucleotides long. RefSeq lists its product as hypothetical. The transcript is spliced from 2 exons. Gene Ontology annotation, cellular component: cAMP-dependent protein kinase complex; nucleus. Bases 1 to 1161 code for a protein of 386 amino acids. The record is from RefSeq and is a predicted model, not a curated record. NCBI's taxonomy places the organism in Eukaryota, Fungi, Ascomycota, Leotiomycetes, Helotiales, Amorphothecaceae. Gene Ontology annotation, molecular function: cAMP-dependent protein kinase regulator activity. Gene Ontology annotation, biological process: regulation of protein phosphorylation.